CCUCGGCGGCAGAGGAGACUCGGGGGCCAUUUUGUGAAGAGGCGAAGACUGAGCGGUUGCGGCGGUGUUGCCGACCUCGAGCAGCAGUCCGCUUCUCCACGUAGAACCCGGGAGUAGGAGAUUCAGAAUCGAAUCUCUUCUCCCUCCCCCCUCCUGGUUACAAAUCACUUGAAAUAUAUAAGUUAGUGGAGCUUGCUUGAGUGAGAUUUUUUUGAUCUUCAGCUACAUUUUUCGGCUUUGUGAAUUACCUUAUCAUCAAAGACAAUGGCCAGCAACGUUACCAACAAGACAGAUCCUCGCUCCAUGAAUUCCCGUGUAUUCAUUGGGAAUCUCAAUACUCUUGUGGUCAAGAAAUCUGAUGUGGAGGCAAUCUUCAAAUAUGGCAAAAUCGUGGGUUGCUCUGUUCAUAAGGGCUUUGCCUUCGUUCAGUACGUUAAUGAGAGAAAUGCUCGAGCUGCUGUUGCAGGAGAGGAUGGCCGAAUGAUUGCUGGCCAGGUUUUAGAUAUUAAUCUGGCUGCAGAGCCAAUGAACCGAGGAAAGGCAGGUGUGAAACGAUCUGCAGCGGAGAUGUACGGCUCCUCUUUUGACUUGGACUAUGACUUUCAACGGGAUUAUUAUGACAGGAUGUACAGUUACCCAGCACGUGUUCCUCCUCCUCCUCCUAUUGCUCGGGCUGUAGUGCCCUCAAAACGCCAGCGUGUAUCAGGAAACACCUCACGAAGGGGCAAAAGUGGCUUCAAUUCUAAGAGUGGACAGCGGGGAUCAUCUUCUAAGUCUGGAAAGUUAAAAGGAGAUGACCUUCAGGCCAUUAAGAAGGAGUUGACCCAGAUAAAACAAAAAGUGGAUUCUCUACUGGAAAGCCUGGAAAAAAUCGAAAAGGAACAGAGCAAACAAGGAGUAGAGAUGAAGAAUGAUAAGUCAGAAGAGGAGCAGAGCAGCAGCUCCCAGAAGAAAGAUGAGACUAAUGUGAAGAUGGAGUCUGAGGGGGGUGCAGAUGACUCUGCUGAGGAGGGGGACCUACUGGAUGAUGAUGAUAAUGAAGAUCGGGGGGAUGACCAGCUGGAGUUGAUCAAGGAUGAUGAAAAAGAGGCUGAGGAAGGAGAGGAUGACAGAGACAGCGCCAAUGGCGAGGAUGACUCUUAAGCACAUAGUGGGGUUUAGAAAUCUUGUCCCAUUAUUUCUUUACCUAGGCGCUUGUCUAAGAUCAAAAUUUUCACCAGAUCCUCUCCCCUAGUAUCUUCAGCACAUGCUCACUGUUCUCCCCAUCCUUGUCCUUCCCAUGUUCAUUAAUUCAUAUUGCCCUGCGCCUAGUCCCAUUUUCACUUCUUUGACGCUCCUGGUAGUUAUGUUAAGUCUUACCCUGUAAUUUUUGCUUUUAAUUUUGAUACCUCUUUAUGACUUAACAAUAAAAAGGAUGUAUCGUUUUUA
This is a messenger RNA of Phacochoerus africanus (Common warthog), 1428 nucleotides long. It is a transcript of the gene HNRNPC, whose product is annotated as heterogeneous nuclear ribonucleoprotein C. NCBI's taxonomy places the organism in Eukaryota, Metazoa, Chordata, Mammalia, Artiodactyla, Suidae. Gene Ontology annotation, cellular component: nucleus. Gene Ontology annotation, molecular function: RNA binding. The record is from RefSeq and is a predicted model, not a curated record.